UGAUAUUAGGGUUAUUUAUGGGGGAGGAAAAAAACAUUUUCCAGAUGUUUUUAUAUUUAUUUAUUCUAUUCUCGCCAACAAACAGCAGAUGAUGGAGAUACAUUUCAUUGGCCAUGAAAUACUGCAGGAUAAUGGAUAUCACUCAGACAAUCCCAUGUGAAAUCUAGGAAUUGUUUUUUUGUUUUAGGUAAAUGCCUCCUUUGAUGUCUAUAAUUUGACACGUCCCUCUUACAAAGGAUCCCUCUUUUCUUGACCAGAGCAAACCACUCCCUAAGCUUGAGGUUUUACUGGUUUUGGCGUUGUUUGAGUCACGUUAAAAAGGGUUCACAUCAGCUAAGACUUUCAAUGUCUCCUUGGACUGGCCAUAUUCAGAAGCUUCUGUGGUCUGUAGAGGGGAGAUGCAUGUUUUGCUCUGUCUAGUUUGUGCCUUUGGCAUUUUUGGUCAGUAUCAUCCAGUACCUUUACCACUUGAAGAUGAUGGAUCGGUACCUGCUCAGAAUGACCUGUCCCUGGCAACAAAAUACCUGCAGCACUUCUACAGUUUCCAAGCGGACCCUGCAGGCCGCAGGAGGAGGAGUCGUCCCUCUUUCUCGUCCAAAUUGAAGGAUAUGCAGAGCUUUUUUGAGCUGAAUAGGACAGGAACCCUGAACCCAGAAACCCUCGCUGUCAUGAGGACUCCUCGAUGUGGUGUCUCAGAUGUGGAGGAUUACAGUCACAGACGUGGAAGCAGGUGGAAGAAAAACAUCAUCACUUAUGGUGUUGGGAGGUACACCAGUGACUUGCCAGUGAAUACAGUGGACGCUCUUAUCGCGUCGGCUGUGGAUGCAUGGGCAAAGGCCAGCCCUCUCACUUUCCUGAGGUCAUAUUCUCACCAGGCGGACAUCAUGGUGGAUUUUGUUGGAAACGAACAUGGCGACUCCUUUCCAUUUGAUGGUCCAGACGGCACGCUGGCCCAUGCUUUUGGCCCAGGGGAAGGGAUCGGUGGGGACGUUCAUUUUGAUGAAGCUGAAACAUGGACAGCUGGGUUCAAAAGAUUUAACCUGUAUGUGGUAGCUGCACACGAGUUUGGUCAUGCACUUGGUUUGAAACAUUCGCAAAACCCAGAAUCUGUGAUGUAUCCGACAUAUAAACAUAGUAAAACACAAAAUCUGCUCUCCAGUGAAGAUAUCAUAAACAUCAACGCACUCUAUGGGCCAAGGGACAAAAGGCCCAUUCCAUCUUCAAGAUUUAGCUGGGGCUAUCCCAGCAACCCCUGGUUCAGCGGUUCGUAUUUCCCUGUGUCAUUCAAGGACAAAUGUAAUCCCGAUCUGACUUUUGAUGCUGUGACUACUGUAGGAGAGGCUAUUUUCUUCUUCAGGGACAAGUACUUGUGGAUCAAGCACAACAAUCAAAAUGAUAUAAAGGAAGGCCCCAUCAGCAAUUUUAUGCCAAAAAUUGAUUGUCAGAUUGACGCUGCUUAUUGGGUCCCACAGCGGUCAACAGCAUAUCUGUUCAACGGUACGAUUUUCUGGACAGUGAAAGGAUCCCAAGUAAAAGGCAGAGCGAAAAACAUCAGCAGUCUGGGGUUCCCGUCAUGGGUAGAGCAGAUAGAUGCUGCGGUCCACAUUCACAAAACUGUACACACCCUAUUCUUCACCCAACAUCAGUACUGGAGGUAUAACGAACACAACAAGACAAUGGAUGACUCAAGCCCGCGGAACAUUUCUCAUGAUUUCCCAGGAAUAAGUGGACCCAUAAGUGCAGCCAUUUACAAGGAUGGUUGUCUUCAUUUCUUUGUUGGCUCAGAUGUGUAUAAAUAUGACGUCAAACAUAAGGAAAUUAUUGGAGCAGAUAAAACACCUUCCUGGCUUGGAUGUUAAUGGAUAUUUAUUAUACACCUAUAUAGUUCCUAAAUCUUAUUUUUGCGAUUCUUUGUUUAGUGCCACUGAAGUGGUUUAGAAAUGACACACUUCACCUGUAAAGAUGGUAUUAAUUAUGUUGUAUUGAAUUGCAUUGAAUUUCAUGUGAUAAAUGCAUCUACUGUUUGUCUUUGGAAUAUUUUUAAUAUGCAAAUAUAUCAAAAGAGUUACAAUGUGAUAUAAAUUAAAAUUUUCAUCUGACAACAAAAUGAUAAUCAAAAGUGAAUGACUGUAUCAUUACUUCUAAAAAUAACUUGAAAAUAACUUGCUUGCAACUUGCAUGUCUGACCAAAGUAUUUAGCCUGAAUAUGCACUAAUCGGCUUGUAUUUAUGAUUGCAAAAGUGAAAAGUACUUCUACUUGCUUUUCAUGCUAAAUUAACUUUUAAGAAUAUCCAAAAUGAACAGUAUAUAAAAUCAUUACUACAAGUCAUGUCACAAUCAUAAUCCUCUUCACUCCUCCAUAAACCCACUAAUACUUCUGAUGAAAAGCUAGACGUGACCUCAUUUUGUGGAUGACAAAAGCCAUCCACAAAAGCCACUAAAUACCUGACAGUAAAUUCUUGUCGAGGGCCCGGGUCCCACGUGAUCGAUUACUACCUUAAGGUAUGCUUGAGUUGUAUAAGACACAGACAUAAAAGCGAGAACAUGAGUGUGCCAUGUUCAAAAUGAGCUGGUUGUGCAUAUCCAACAUCUUUUACUUCACUGAUCAUCUUUGAUUUGUAUUAGAAAAAUUGCAUUAGUGUCAUAUAACUAAUGUUUCAAAGAUAGCUACAUUUGGUGUACAUGGUGCAACAUCAUGUAAAAA
Messenger RNA from Pimephales promelas (fathead minnow), 2704 nucleotides. It is a transcript of the gene mmp20b, whose product is annotated as matrix metallopeptidase 20b (enamelysin). The record is from RefSeq and is a predicted model, not a curated record. Gene Ontology annotation, cellular component: extracellular matrix. Gene Ontology annotation, biological process: proteolysis; collagen catabolic process; extracellular matrix organization. Gene Ontology annotation, molecular function: zinc ion binding; metalloendopeptidase activity. Lineage: Eukaryota; Metazoa; Chordata; Actinopteri; Cypriniformes; Leuciscidae.